AUGGCACGCGCCUCCGCGAGCGUCUCGGCGGGGACGACCGGCAAGCGCCGCAGGAACGCGGCGAACGCGUCGUCGGGUACGCGCACGUCCUUGACGUCGCGCACGCCCGCGGUCGACAUGAGCGGGAAGCCCACAGAGUGGGACACCGGGCGCGACGAGACCGUCGAGGUGAAUCAGCGCGCUCUCAUCGACAAAGUCCUCGCGCGAUACUCGGGCGAGUUCACCGUCUUCCGCGAGCUUCUGCAGAACUCCGACGACGCGGGCUCGUCCGCCGUGGAGAUCCACUUCGAGACGAGGGCGUACGCGGAGAAGACCAAGGCGGCCGCGUCCUCGUCGUCUUCCCCAGCGGACGCGGAGCCUUCGGAGGGCGACGAGUCUACUCGGACGGACAAAGCAAGGGAGGACCUGCCGGAUUUGAAGACAGUCCAGGUCCACCAGUGGGUGUUCAAGAACAACGGGCAGGUGUUCAGGGAGGAAGACUGGAGUCGGCUGAAGAAGAUAGCGGAGGGAAACCCCGACGAGGAGAAGAUCGGCGCAUUCGGAGUCGGAUUCUACAGCUUAUUCUCGGUAACGGAGGACCCGUUCGUCACAUCCGGAGACCAAUGGAUGGGGUUCUACUGGAAAGGCGACCAGCUCCUCGCCCGGCGCGGCAUGCUCCCCGCCCCCUCCCCGCAAACAUCCUUCCACAUGUCCCUCCGCGACCCCGCGCCCCCGCCCCCGCUCUUCGACUUUGCCCGCUUCCUCGCGUCGUCGCUCACAUUUAUGGCGCGCCUGCAAGAGGUCGCCGUCUUCCUGGACGGGCGGCGGGUGGUGAGACUUUUUAAGGAGAGGGGGGCGCCGAGAGGCCUGGGGGUGCCGAGGGGGCUGAAGGUGAGGAGUCCGGCGGGGGGGAUGGGCGUCCGGGUGGUGGAGGUGACGCCGCUGCACAUCAAAGCAGAUGUCCUCCGCUGGGUGUACGCCGCCGGCUCGGAGAAGCCCCCGCCCGUCGUGCCCGCUUCCAAACCGAAACCCGCCCCCGGUGCCGGCGGCUUCUUCUCCUCCCUCUUCUCCUCCUUCGCCUCCUCCACCCCCUCGCGUACCGCCUCCCCGUUACCGUCCGCCCCGCCUCCUAAACCGGUGGAUUUAUUGGAGGUGGUGCAGAGCAAGGUGACGCUGGCGGUGUACGCGGCGGACGUGGAGGUGAAGCUGGACAAGAAGUUGGAAAGGGAGCUGUACCGCAGCACGAAGAAGAACCCGCCUUCGCGGUUGCGGUAUGAGUUGAUUUAUACGGGGAAGGAGGAGUACGAUGAGAGCCGCCGGGAGGACGAGCGCUAUCCGUUUGCGACGGGGAGUGUUUUUCAGGGGUUGCGCGCAGAUUUGGAUGGGACAGGCUCGGCGAGGAUAUUCAUCGGACACGCUACGGGACAGACUACGGGGAUCGGCGGACAUAUGGCCGCCCGGUUCAUACCCACCGUCGAGCGGGAGUCGAUUGACCUGGUGGACCGCAACGUCGCAGUUUGGAACAAGGAGCUGCUGUACAUCGGCGGGUUCCUCUGCCGCGCCGCGUACAUGAUCGAGCUCGCGAAUAUCCGUGAAGCAUGGGACGCCCUGCCCCCGGAGGGCGACUCGGAAGAGCUCAAAGCGCACCUGCGUGCGCGCGCGCUGCACGUCCUCAAAUUCUUCACCUUCCACUCUUCCACGCCCUCCUCCACCGUCUCUCAGCUCCUGCAGGACGCGUUCUUCGCCUCCGGGACCUCUGUGGGCUUCCCGCUCAUGUCGACCGCGGGCGUGCGCGACGUCAAGGACGUGCGCGUACCCGACGACGCGUUCGCCGCGUUCCUGCGGCGCUUGCCGGUCGUCCCCGCCGAGACGCUCGCGGAGGCGCGUGCCAUGGUGGAUGCGCUGCAGGCGCGCCGGAUGCUGCGCGACAUCGCGUUCGAUGACGUGCUCGGCGAGCUGCGGCAGCGCCCGCUCGGCGAGACGGAGGCGGCAGCGUGCCUAAGGUGGUGGGUGACUGUGCACCGCUCCGGCGCGGGCAACGAGCGCGUGCGGCGAGAGCUGCUGGACGCGGCGGUCGUGGCGGCGGAGGGCGACGGGGGGCGCGUCGUGCAGCUCGCGGCGGUGCAGACGUUCUUGAACCCAAGGGCGACGGGCGCG
Gloeophyllum trabeum ATCC 11539 is the source of this 2136-nucleotide messenger RNA. RefSeq lists its product as uncharacterized. The annotation marks the transcript as partial. NCBI's taxonomy places the organism in Eukaryota, Fungi, Basidiomycota, Agaricomycetes, Gloeophyllales, Gloeophyllaceae. The transcript is spliced from 13 exons. The record is from RefSeq and is a predicted model, not a curated record.